UGGAACUUUUUGAUCUUGAUAACUGACAAAGGAUUUUGACAUUCUUUUCCUGUAUUUUUUUAAAUUAUCAUUUUCUUACUUAUUUUAAUAGAAAGGUUUUUAGACUGCAGAAUUAUCAAAAACUACACUGAAGAUGCUGUCCCAGGAGAGGCUGUCUGAGUUUGCUAGCUUAGAAAGCCAGAAUGAAGAACAGUCUUGGCUUACUAUACCUGACAGGACCAGUAAGGGUACUGUAGGAUUACUGAACCCACUGAAAAGGAUACUUUGCUCCCAUUCCAGGUCUCUGGCUUUCCAGGCAGAUACAAUGGAGAAAAAAAAGGACAUCGGAAGUGACAAAGCCCACAGGUUCAAGGUCCACACAUUCCAAAUGCCAUCCAGUUGUGGAAUCUGUUCUGGUUUUAUGUGGGAUUUCAUCACUUCUGGAGUAAAAUGCAAAGAUUGUGGUAUAAAAAUCCAUAAACAAUGUGCCAAAUUGUUAAACGGUAAUUGUGAGCCACGUUCCAGAAGCAUACGGCCAGUAUAUGGUUGUAAUCUUGUCAAAGAGGUGAAAGCAUGCGGAAAACAAUGCCCCACUGUGCUGGAGAUUUGUAUUCAAGAGAUUGAAGCCAGAGGGCUACACUGUGAAGGUCUCUACCGCAUCUCUGGGUCCAGUGAUCAGAUACAAGUCAUGAAAAUGACAUUUGUUACAGGUGCCAUCAGUGUGGAGCAAGCUGUUCAGUCCUGCAAAGAUACCCAUGUCAUCACAGGAGCAAUGAAGCUGUAUAUAAGGGACCUGCCUUCCCCAUUAAUUCCAGAUGGCACAUACAAUUAUUUUACUUUGGCUUCUCGACUUGCCAAUUCUGGAGACAAACUGAAAGGUCUGUGGUCAGCAUUAAGACUCCUUCCUCCUUCCCAUUUUGAGAGCCUUCACUGCCUUGUAGCACACUUAAAGAGGGUUACUGAUCAUAAAGAGGUCAACCGGAUGAAUGCGGAGAAUCUAGGAAUGAUAUUUGGACCAACUCUCAUGCAAACUCCAAGUAUCAACCCAGUCGAUGUACUGAAUGACAUAACUCUCCAGGGACUUGUGGUCCAGCUGCUAAUCCAGCAUGAAGAUGUUCUUUUCUAGGAAUUAGGAAAAUAAGCUUCUGGGAUGCAAGUGUCCCUGUUAGGCUUCCUUUGAUUAAGUACUUAUAAUAAAAGAGUGGAAUCUAGCAAUGCUAAUGGCCAGUUUGAAAACUCCCAUAAGUCAUGCUUAACUCUAUUUUUUUUGUACAAUUCUUAUACAAGAAUGUAAGGUAGCAUUUUAUUUGACACUUAUAUAUAAGCCCUGCACCAUAAGAAAAUAUGUUAAAGGACUGCAAAAGUACUCAUAAAUCAUAAUUAUAUGCCAUAGAAUAUCUAGAAUGUGCAUGAAUGAAGAAACCUGUACCUUGCCAUGUAAUGCCAGAUUUACUGAAAAACACUGAAUUUAGGGAGUUGAAGGAAAUGCCAAAGUACAAUAUCAUUACAUUCGGUAUGGCCUUAUUUAUUAUAUAAGGUGUGUUAUUUUAAAAUGUGGUGUUAUGUGAAAGCAGCAGUAUUAUUUCAGAUAGCUUGCAUAUUUUUCUGUGCAGACUUAAAGGUAAAAAACAAAUUUGACCAGUCACACCAGACUGCCUUAAAAUAUGAACUUCUACAGGCUUAGAUAUUCUGUUUUGUAUCUCAAGCUGCAGAGCAACAUUUUAACGCAUAACAUAAAAAGAAAACAAAAAUAUCCUUAGUUUCUUUGCUUCCUUAACUGAACUAUCAUUUCUUCAUCUAAUUAUGACACUAAUUCAGGUUUAAUUUCUCAAAGUCUUUUUAGCUUCUAAUACUAUGAUAAGAAUGGACCCCAUUCCUAAGUCAAAGUAUGAUUAAAGUUCAUGAAACUAGUAUUGUUUCAGUCUUUGAUGUUUUCCAAAAGUGCUCUUCACAGCACCCACAAUGUGUCCUGAAUUUAUUAACUCUGCAGGUCAUAAAAAGUUAUAUGUAUUGGUAGCAUAUGCAAAUAUGACUGUAAAUGUUUUAUGAGACCCAUUGCUCCUAAUACUAGUAGGACUGUCUGGGUAUCCUUCUUCCGCACUGCCCUCAUUUCUGCCUCCAGAUAUUAGUAUUUUAUCACUUUGUGUCUGUACAUAAGACAGUGUAGUCACUGGGUGUAGCAAUUUCAUGGAUCAAUGCUACUUUUGUCUUCUUUUCAUGGACUACUAUAUCUGGUUUUCUAGCAUCUAUUUUUUCAGCUGUUGGUAAUGGGAGAUCUUGCGAUAUAAAUAUCAUCAUUCUCUGAGAUGCUUUGUGGUUCAUGUUUUCAAUGCUUCUCACCUACUUCAGUGUUGUAAUGAUUGCAUAAUCCUUAAUGCAACAGUCUUGCCACAUUAUUAUUCCUUUCAAUAUACAGGCCCUCUGU
Protopterus annectens (West African lungfish) is the source of this 2404-nucleotide messenger RNA. RefSeq names its product N-chimaerin-like. The transcript has 7 exons. Bases 134 to 1105 code for a protein of 323 amino acids. The record is from RefSeq and is a predicted model, not a curated record. Gene Ontology annotation, biological process: regulation of GTPase activity; signal transduction. Lineage: Eukaryota; Metazoa; Chordata; Ceratodontiformes; Protopteridae. Gene Ontology annotation, molecular function: GTPase activator activity.